Haplochromis burtoni (Burton's mouthbrooder) is the source of this 2294-nucleotide messenger RNA. RefSeq names its product alpha-L-fucosidase 1. The record is from RefSeq and is a predicted model, not a curated record. Gene Ontology annotation, cellular component: lysosome. Gene Ontology annotation, molecular function: alpha-L-fucosidase activity. The transcript has 8 exons. Lineage: Eukaryota; Metazoa; Chordata; Actinopteri; Cichliformes; Cichlidae. The coding region runs from base 215 to 1561 and encodes 448 amino acids. Gene Ontology annotation, biological process: glycoside catabolic process; fucose metabolic process.
UAGUGACUCCGAGUCAUAUGACGGAAAUGAAACUGGCACAGUUUAGCGGAAAGGAUAUAAAACGUCGUCGUAUUACCGAGCUGCCUGUGGGACAUUUGGAAUUUGUGUUGUUCCGUUUCUGGACACACAGUCAGGGGAACUGUAAAUGUGACGCUCCUUCAACAUCCUCAUUCGAGCAGCUGCAGUUUGCGGGGAAGCUCACCUGUCUGUCAUCAUGCUAACCGUGUUUGUUAUUGUCGUUGCUCUUGUUUCUCAAACUGCGGCUCACUACACCCCGGACUGGACGAGCCUGGACGCCAGGCCGUUGCCUUCAUGGUACGACGAAGCCAAACUGGGAAUUUUCAUCCACUGGGGCGUGUUUUCUGUGCCCGGCUUUGGCAGCGAGUGGUUCUGGUGGCACUGGCAGGGCCAGCAGCCCCCGGACCAGAAAUAUGUGAACUACAUGUCCCAGAACUACCCACCAGGCUUCACCUACCCAGAGUUUGCUCGUCAGUUUCACGCGCAGUUCUUCAAUCCGGAUGAGUGGGCGGAUAUUUUCAAAGCUUCUGGUGCAAAGUAUGUGGUCCUGACUGCCAAACACCACGAAGGGUUUACUAACUGGGAGUCUCCAAACUCAUGGAACUGGAAUUCUGUUGAUACUGGUCCUCACAGGGAUCUGGUGGGAGACCUGGCAGAGGCAGUGCGCAACAGGUCACUGCACUAUGGACUCUACAAUUCCUUGUAUGAGUGGUUCCACCCUCUCUAUCUCAUUGACAAGAAGAAUGGCUUCAAAACGCAGGAGUUUGUGCUGCAGAAACUACUUCCAGAGCUUUAUAACAUGGUUGUAAGGUAUCGACCUGAAGUCAUCUGGUCUGACGGAGACUGGGAAGCACCUGACACCUACUGGAACUCUACCGAAUUCUUGGCCUGGCUCUACAACGACAGCCCGGUUAAAGAUACCGUUGUGACUAAUGACCGAUGGGGAGCUGGCUGUGCCUGUAAACAUGGCGGCUACUACAACUGCGAGGACAAGUACACGCCGGGCCAGCUGCCCACACACAAGUGGGAGAAAUGCACAUCUGUGGAUACUCUUUCCUGGGGUUACCGUCGAAACAUGAAGAUGAACGAACUUUUGCCAUUGGCUGCGAUUAUCGAGGAUCUGGUCCGCACUGUGGCUUUUGGGGGUAACUACCUUCUGAAUGUGGGUCCCACACCUGACGGGAUGAUCCCCCCUUUGUUUGAGGAGAGGCUAAGAGGUCUUGGAGACUGGCUGGAGGUCAACGGGCAGGCCAUUUACUCUUCCAAACCCUGGAGGGUGCAGUCAGAAAACACCACUGUACCAGUUUGGUAUACAUCUAAGGGGUUGACAGUCUAUGCCAUCCUAACAGCCAAACCCCCGAUGAGCACAGUGAAACUGCUGGCACCCAAAGCUUCAGCCAUCACACAGGUGUUCUUGGUGGGGAAUCCCACACCUUUAUCUUGGGCCCCAGUCAACCCCGGUGGUGGCCUUGUUGUCCUUUUGCCAGAGCUGCCUUACACUCCUGCUCAGGCAUGGACGCUUGAACUGGACUUAGUGCAGUAAGCCAGCGGUCCCCGACCAGUACCGGUCUGAGGCCCGGUACUGGUCCGUGAGUCGUUUGGUACCGGGCUGCGAGAGUAGAGGCUCGGGUGUGAAAUGUAUGGUUUUCAGGGUUUUUAUCUGUUUUCAGCGUUAUUUUGUUAUCGUUUUUAUGGUUAACUCGGUUUUCCUUGGUCUUUUCAUGUGUGUUAUGAAUAAAUCUUCUUUUUUUUUGGUACCGGUACUAGUUUUAUUUUGUUGUAUUUUUUCCGUGACACCUUAAAGGCCGGUCCGUGAAAAUAUUGUCGGGCAUAAACCGGUCCAUGGCGCAAAAAAGGUUGGACUGCUGCAGUAAGCUACAAACGCCCAAAAUGUUGAAUUAUUUUCAAGUGACUCUACUCAGGUUUUAAUGAUUUUAGAUUAAUGGGGAAACUUACAGUCUGUCUUGAAGGGAGAAUACCGGUGUAAUGAGUUUGUGUGAUUUCGCUUUGAUGCUCUGAAGGCUUAAAGAUUUACUGUCACUGUCUCAGUUGUGUUUGUUUUGUCAUGAGAGAGUGUUUAUGAAUGAAAACGGGAUUCUGCUGUUGAGCUUGUGGAGCUUUUCUGGCAGUUUCUCGGCUAAGUGCCGUUUCAGAAAUGAUUCAUUAUGCCUGCGGUUUGUUUUGAAAAUGAGCAGAUUAUAUACAAAGCACUUAUUUUUUCUACUUGCCUCCUUUUGAAAUUGGUGGAAUAAAAGACAGCUUGAUUCAUCUUCUAA